AUGGCAGACAUGGAGUCAAACUCAAGCCGCUCCGCGCGGCUCAGCACCGCAGAGCGGAAACGUCUCACAGACCGCAAAGCCCAACGCCAACGACGAGAGCGCAUCAAGACGUACAUUGCCCGCCUGGAAAAGACAUUAGAGGAUCUAACUGCGACAUCGGGGAACGGAAUGGAAGCUACCCUCCUCAAGCAACUGGAGCAGCAGCGUUCAAAGACAGAGCGGCUCACCAACGUAAUAAACCACAUCCACGAAGUCCUAGAAGAGUCGCGCAGCUCGGUAUCACCAGCGCCGGAAUCACCGCUCUUAACACAGGGUGAAUCAAGCAUAUCUGCUGCCUCUUUACCGCCGUCUAUACCGAGCCGUCUGUUAGACCCACUGGAACAGCUGCAGUCAUCUACACCUAAUAAUAACAAUGACAAGAAUAGACGGGCACCGUUUACUAUCAGCGCAGACCUAGCAACACGGAUCUCACUGCGCAGCCAGAACCCGGGCAACAGCGGGACGAGGAACUAUUUUGAAAUUGUCAACGACUCGAUUGCGAAUGUGUCCAAGGAGCAGAACUCGAUUAUUCCGUCAACGACGGCGGAUGAUGACGACCUGGCCAUUCGGGCGAUUCUGCACGGUUGGGAUUCAGUUCGAGAUGGCGGCCGGAGUUUAGAUCGUGUCUGGGGCCUUCUGCAAGCCCUCGACCAGGGUAUUUUCUCUGAGACGGGUCUGGUUGAGCGCGUGGCGGUUUUGCGGUUGAUGCGGUCAAUGAUUAAGUGGAAUCUUUCGCCGAGAGAGCACACGAUACCGUCAUUUAUGUUUCCAACGGUGACACAAAGCAUGGUUCCUCAUGCGCCGAUCAUCGAUUUCUUUGCAUGGCCUAACUUGAGAGAUCAUCUCAUCGUCUCAGGUAUCACAAACAUCACGGAAGCGACAUCGGCACUGUACGUUUCGCAAAUACGACUGAAAUGGCCGUACGAGCUGCGGGAUAUGUGCAAAUACAAUGUCUCCGAAGAUAAGUACCGGUUCUCGAGCGAAUUCGACAACGCGUACUACGAUCUGGAGUCGUGGACAAUUGGCUCGCCACAGCUACAGAUGCUGAUCGACAGCGGUCCGUCGAUGGCUGGGUUCGACCCCAGCACAGUCGCCCAGAACCAUGGCAGUGAUCCCGAUGCCGACGGGAGCUAUUGGGACCGCUUGCUGGAUAGUUGUGAUCAGAUGUGA
Messenger RNA from Aspergillus puulaauensis, 1209 nucleotides. RefSeq lists its product as uncharacterized. Lineage: Eukaryota; Fungi; Ascomycota; Eurotiomycetes; Eurotiales; Aspergillaceae. The record is from RefSeq and is a predicted model, not a curated record. Gene Ontology annotation, molecular function: protein dimerization activity. The coding region runs from base 1 to 1209 and encodes 402 amino acids. The transcript is spliced from 4 exons.